CUGAAAUGUCAGUCUUCAAAGUAAAACAGUAAAAACACGUGUGAUUUUAAAUAUUGCCUUUAAGUCGUCUCGAAUUGUACCUCGUCAAUUACUUCUAAAUCAUAUUUUAACUUUCACGAAGUAAAGACUUAAAUACAAAAAUAUUAAGGUAAAAUAUUAAAAUGCCGAAGUCUAAGCGGGAUAAAAAAGUUUCCCUUACUAAAACAAAUAAAAAAGGCCUUCUGCUUAAGCAAAAAACGAUUGAUGAAAUCAGAAAUUCCCUAUCAAAAUAUGAACACAUUUUCUUAUUUACGGUUGAUAACAUGAGAAAUACAAAAUUAAAAGACUUGCGCAAUGAAUGGAAGGACUCCAGAUUCUUCUUUGGUAAAAAUAAAGUGAUGGCUGUGGCUCUUGGUAGACAGAAAACGGAUGAAGUGGAAGAUCAGCUCAACCAGAUUUCUAAGAGGCUGAAAGGUCAGUGUGGGUUGCUUAUGACAAAUAGAGAUGUUCCUGAUGUGUUAGAAUGGUUUAAGAAUUUAGAAGCAACAGAAUUUGCAAGAUCAGGUUUUAUUGCAACAAAAGAUGUCAUAUUACCACAGGGUCCGCUCCCAGACUUCUCCCACACUAUAGAACCACAUCUGAGACGUCUGGGUCUUCCUACAUCACUAGAAAGAGGUGUUAUUAACCUUAUAAAGGAGUAUCAGGUGUGUAAAAAAGGUUCAGCUCUCACACCAGAGCAAGCAAGUAUAUUAAAACUGCUUGGAAUACAAAUGGCACAAUUUAAAAUAGUUAUAAAAUGCCAUUGGACAAAAGGAAAAGGUUUCCACAAGGAUAUUGAAGUGCCAAGUGAUGAAGAAGGUAGUGAUAAUGAAAGUAACAAGGACCAAGAAGACGAGCCUAUGGAUGAUGAAGAGACAUAAUAUAUUAUGGCUAACUGUAUUAUAAAGUCUAAGAAAACGAA
This is a messenger RNA of Danaus plexippus (monarch butterfly), 940 nucleotides long. It is a transcript of the gene RpLP0-like, whose product is annotated as mRNA turnover protein 4 homolog. Gene Ontology annotation, biological process: nuclear-transcribed mRNA catabolic process; ribosomal large subunit biogenesis; rRNA processing. NCBI's taxonomy places the organism in Eukaryota, Metazoa, Arthropoda, Insecta, Lepidoptera, Nymphalidae. Gene Ontology annotation, cellular component: preribosome, large subunit precursor; nucleolus. The transcript is spliced from 4 exons. The coding region runs from base 162 to 899 and encodes 245 amino acids. The record is from RefSeq and is a predicted model, not a curated record. Gene Ontology annotation, molecular function: RNA binding.